CCAUCUCUGGUUCGUUCUGCGCUCCGUCUCGGUUCGUCUCUGUCGAUGUCGGUCCCUCGGUCUCGCGCGUCUUUCCAUCUCCGUUGGUAGUUUCACUUGCGAUCGUGCGUCCUCGUCUCUCGGUUUGAAUCUCAGGGUGGUGGCCGACGGUAGUGGUGGUCGUGUCUAGAUGGUGGUGGUUAUGGUGGGGGGGUAGUUGGUUUCUUCGUGCCUACCGCUCCCUAUCUCUCCUUUCUCUCCCUAUGGGAGGGCGAGGAGGGCCCCCGUAGCCGCGCACUGCGCACCGAGUUCAUCAUAGACAGACCGAUCUCCCUGACAGCUCCUCGUCGGGCUUGAACGGAGGUGGAAUCAUCAGAUUCUGUCCAUCUCUUCUUUGGCUCGCAGUAGCGUGUCGGGAUAACGAACGCAGGAACACAGGGACAACGAAAGUGCGUGGUCCUGCGUGGUCUCUUUCUCGCGAAUCUUCGGCCAUCGCGCUCGCUAUCGCGGUCCGGUCUCGGUUUAUCGAGCAGCCCUUCUCCCUCUCUUCGAUCUCCAAGGUUUCACCCUUCGUUACUCCUUUCCAUCGACGCUCUUCUUCCCUUCCUCUCCUUCCUCGUCGUGUUCGCGCGGACCCCACGUUUCUUUUUUUCCAUUUCCUUUUUAUCGCAUACCACGUCCUUCCGCUCUUUCCACCCCUUCUCGUUUCUCUUUUUCUCGGCUCCUCUCGACCUCGCCACUCUUUUUCGCGUUAAUCCGCGCGCCGGUGACCGUUUCUACGAUUCCAAGCGACACCGUCGUCGAAGCAACGUUCCUUCGCCUCGGAACAUAUCAACGCGACGGCCGAUCGUUGGACGACACGCGCGCGCUCGGUAUCCUGCCCGGUAUCGUGCUCGGUGCCGUGGUCGUCGUCGUCGUCGUCGUCGUCGUCGUCGUCGUUGUCAUCGUUGUCAUCAUCGUCGUCGUCGUCGUCGUCGUCGUCGUCGUCGUCGUCGUCGUCGUCGUCGUCGUCAUCUCCGCCGCAUAACGCGACCACGGGAAGUUUGCUAUUCGACUGUUUACACGGACGAAACGAUAGCCACGGUGGUACGCGCGCGAGUAAGAGAAAGAGAGAACGAACCAGACCAACGGUGGAAGAGGAAAGCAAGCCGAAGGAGGGGGAUGUGUGCGUGGGAGGAGAAAGAGAUCCCGGAGGGCGACUUUUCUUUUAUUUGAGCUUGACACUUCGCCGUGAACGCGCGCACACACCGGAAGUACCGAGCCGCCGUCGGUCUUCUUCUUUUUCUUCGGCACGUUUGCGCGUCUGGUCCACGCCUCGACAACACCGAGCCCGAAUCGAGAGAUCAGACACAACAUCUCGAAGAAACGCGGAUACGCAUAACAGAACUAGUAUUCGACAUUGUGGAGGGUGCGAGCACCACAGACAGGAUGCCACGAUACGUGAGAGCGAGCGCGGCGAACAAGGGUGUCGCGACGGGCGUUUUCGUCGUCGGCCGAGGAUAAACGGUUCUUCGUCGUUAUUCUUUCGGAUCCGGAAGUGUCCUCUCGUUUCGUGGGAUGUGAAAUAUCCACGGGGCCAGAUCGAUCGCGGAAAAGGGAGUUACGCUAACAUGUUUAAUCUGGACGACGUAUCGGUGCUACGUUCGCGACGAUCGCAGCAACAGUGUCAGUGAAGUACAAGAACGAGAACUCGCCGAAGCAACUCGCAAGACGAAACAGACAAAGUACUUUCGUGUUUCGAUCGAUACCAACAGUAUUUUUUCUCCAAAGACAAGAAAGAAGAAGCAACGGCGUUCGUAGACCAAAGGUGAUCAAGUAUCGUACCUCGAGAAUCAGCGAAAACUACUUCCGGUAGCGGAGACACCAAGGAACGGGAAAGAGAAGAGAAGGAAAAGAAAGGACGAAGAGAACGGGGUGAAAAUCUACGGUGGUCGGUCGACGAACCGUUCGAUCGUCAUCGAGGAUAUUGUCCCGGGGUAGUUUUCGGAGCGACCCCUCGGAGCGGCGAAGCUGGAAGCUCUCGAAUCGUACGGAACGUCAAAGCAGAAGCGCCGGUGCCCGGGGCGAGGAGGAGUCCUCGACGCGUGCCAGGCUGCUGAUCACAGGCACCGCGCCAGAGACGGGAGACGAAGAGUAGGAGAGGGAUUCGAAAAAAAACCGUACAGAAACAGAGGAAAAGAAAGAAAGAGAGACGGCAUCGUCGUCUCUCGAGCCAGGGGUUCUUCCGUUCGGGUGCUAGGGGUGUGCAGCCUUGGACGAGGGGUCGCACUCGACUCUUUUAAAGUGGGCAAACCGCGCAAAGAAUAAGAGACGUCCUCGGGGCGAUGACAGGAUGCCUCCUUCUCGAUCAGGACGCGUCUACGAAGGACCACCGUCUAGGAUCGCCAUUAGAAUCGGACCAACCAUUGCCCUGUUGCUGAUUCUCUUCGAGAAUCGUCGCGCAACCUGCUUAAUGAGCAACUCCGUAGACGAUUGGGUGAGCGGCGAUGCCGUCGUCUGCAACGGUAUUCCAGGAGUGACGAAGGAGCAACGCGAGCUAUGCAACAGAAAUCCGGACGUGACGGUGGCUGCGAUCAAAGGGCUGCAAAUGGCGAUAGACGAGUGUCAGCAUCAGUUCAUGUGGCACAGGUGGAACUGUUCGACUCUGACGCCUAGAAUCCGAACACAGCAGAGCAGCGUACUCUUUCAGAGAGGUUACAGGGAAACCGCGUUCGCGUUCGCAAUUUCCGCAGCUGGGGUGGCGCACAGCGUGGCCCGCGCGUGCAGCAUGGGACGGUUGCUCUCCUGCGGAUGCGACCCGUCGAGCUACAAGGGUAAGCCGCCUGCCAAGGCCAGGGGCACCCAAUGGAAGUGGGGCGGCUGCUCUCACAACCUCGACUACGGCAUGGAGUUCUCGAGACAGUUCCUAGAUACGCGCGAGAGGGCCGGGGAUAUACAGUCGAUGGUCAAUCUCCACAACAAUCAAGCUGGCCGCUUGGCGGUGGCGAGCAAUAUGCAAGUGCGCUGUAAAUGCCACGGUAUGUCUGGUUCCUGCGAGCUCAAGACCUGCUGGAAAGUGGCGCCGGACUUCCGAAUAGUCGGGAAAACGCUCAAGGAUCGCUUUCGAAACGCCGUAUUAGUCGCGCAGAGCAACGACUUGGGAAGCGUGACCUCUUUGACCAGAGUGAGAGGAUCGCGAAGGAGGAGGCCGGAUCGCCAGAGGCAGAGGAAACAUCGCGGAGGAUCGGGCGGCGGCGGCGGUGGCGGCGGUGGCGGCGGAAACGGAGCAGGACGUAAGAGAAGACCGCGAGAUUUAGCCAAGCAGCUAUUUUACUACCAAAAGUCUCCAAACUUUUGCGAGAGGGAUCCAAGCGCGGACAUCCCAGGCACCGCAGGUCGGACCUGCAACAAGACCAGUUCCGGUGGAGACGGAUGCAGCAGCCUGUGUUGCGGCAGAGGUUACAACGUCGUGAGACAACGACGCGUCGAAAAAUGCAGAUGCAAGUUUCACUGGUGUUGCUUCGUGCAAUGUCAGAACUGUACCGUCGAAGAAUGGAUCACGGUUUGCAAGUGAACCUUGCUCUAUCGAUGAUCGAAACUCGGACCGGAUCAAACUACCAACGGAUUCAAUUCUGCAUUAAAUCUUACUACAA
Molecule: messenger RNA, 3611 nt
Organism: Bombus terrestris (buff-tailed bumblebee)
Lineage: Eukaryota; Metazoa; Arthropoda; Insecta; Hymenoptera; Apidae
Gene: Wnt10
Product: protein Wnt-10b
Exons: 4
Coding region: 2312-3532 (406 amino acids)
Biological process (GO): canonical Wnt signaling pathway; cell fate commitment; neuron differentiation
Cellular component (GO): extracellular region
Molecular function (GO): frizzled binding; cytokine activity
Source: RefSeq, a predicted model, not a curated record